This is a messenger RNA of Lachnellula hyalina, 273 nucleotides long. It is a transcript of the gene crp-6, whose product is annotated as 40S ribosomal protein. Gene Ontology annotation, cellular component: cytosolic small ribosomal subunit; ribosome. The record is from RefSeq and is a predicted model, not a curated record. The transcript is spliced from 3 exons. Gene Ontology annotation, biological process: translation; ribosomal small subunit assembly. Lineage: Eukaryota; Fungi; Ascomycota; Leotiomycetes; Helotiales; Lachnaceae. Gene Ontology annotation, molecular function: structural constituent of ribosome; RNA binding. The coding region runs from base 1 to 273 and encodes 90 amino acids.
AUGACAGGGAUGGAGGGAAAAUUGGAAUUGGCAUACUUUGAUCUCCUCAACCCAACCCCAGCCGCUGAGGCUCGCAAGCACAAGCUCAAGAACCUUGUACCAGCUCCCCGCUCCUUCUUCAUGGAUGUCAAGUGCCCCGGCUGCUUCACCAUCACCACCGUCUUCUCGCACGCACAAACCGUCGUCAUCUGCGCCGGCUGCUCGACCGUGCUCUGCCAACCCACUGGUGGAAAAGCCCGUCUUACCGAGGGCUGCUCAUUCCGAAGAAAGUAG